This is a messenger RNA of Trichosporon asahii var. asahii CBS 2479, 387 nucleotides long. RefSeq names its product aromatic amino acid family biosynthesis-related protein. NCBI's taxonomy places the organism in Eukaryota, Fungi, Basidiomycota, Tremellomycetes, Trichosporonales, Trichosporonaceae. Gene Ontology annotation, molecular function: 3-dehydroquinate synthase activity. The record is from RefSeq and is a predicted model, not a curated record. The transcript has a single exon. The coding region runs from base 1 to 387 and encodes 128 amino acids.
AUGUCCGACCUCGCAGACGUCCUCAAGAUCUCCAUCCUCGGAAACGAGUCGAUCCACGCCGGUUUCCACCUCGUCGACUACAUCUUCCACACCGUCCUCACCACCCUUCCCUCCACCACCUAUGCCCUCAUCACCGACACCAACCUUGCAAAGCUCUACCUCCCCCAGCUGGAGGAGGCUUUCGCAAAGGCCGCCAAGGACACCGGCUCCAAGGCGCGCUUCCUCGUCCACCAGGUCGCUCCUGGUGAGGGAGCCAAGUCUCGCGCUGUCAAGGCUGAGAUCGAGGACUGGCUCCUCAGCGAGAAGUGCACCCGUGACACCGUCAUCCUCGCCUUUGGUGGUGGUGUCAUUGGUGACCUGACCGGCUUCGUUGCUGCCACCUUGUAA